Molecule: messenger RNA, 1380 nt
Organism: Acinonyx jubatus (cheetah)
Lineage: Eukaryota; Metazoa; Chordata; Mammalia; Carnivora; Felidae
Product: olfactory receptor 13C7-like
Exons: 1
Coding region: 91-1044 (317 amino acids)
Biological process (GO): G protein-coupled receptor signaling pathway
Cellular component (GO): membrane
Molecular function (GO): G protein-coupled receptor activity; olfactory receptor activity
Source: RefSeq, a predicted model, not a curated record
UAAGUUGUCAUUUAAAUCCCCAAAUAUUGAUCCCUAUAAACAUGUGCUUGCUGUCCUCAGUUUUCCUGAGGGUAGAAGAGAGAAUUUAAAAUGGAAGUGGGCAACCAAUCUGUUGUAGCGGGAUUUGUCUUGCUGGGGCUGUCAGAUCAGCCAAAGCUUGAGAAAAUGUUUUUUGCGUUCAUCCUGUUGAUGUACCUGGUGAUCCUGCUGGGCAAUGGGGUCCUCAUCCUGGUGACCAUCCUUGACUCCCGCCUGCACACGCCCAUGUACUUCUUCCUGGGGAACCUCUCCUUCCUGGACAUCUGCUACACAACCUCUUCCAUCCCUCUCGUCUUAGAUGGCUUCCUCACUCCCAAGAAAACCAUCUCCUUCUCAGGCUGUGCCAUGCAGAUGUUCCUCUCCUUUGCCAUGGGAGCCACAGAGUGUGUGCUUCUGGGCAUGAUGGCAUUUGAUCGCUAUGUGGCCAUUUGUAACCCCCUGAGGUACCCUGUGGUCAUGAGCAAGGCUGUCUAUGUGCCCAUGGCUAUCAGCUCCUGGGUGGCUGGUGGAGCCAACUCCUUGGUGCAGAUCUCUCUUGCAGUACAAUUACCCUUCUGUGGGGACAAUGUCAUCAACCACUUCACCUGUGAGAUCCUGGCUGUCCUGAAGUUGGCCUGUGCUGACAUCUCCAUCAAUGUGAUCAGUAUGGGGGUGGCCAAUGUGAUCUUCCUGGGGGUCCCAGUUCUGUUCAUCUCUGGCUCUUAUGUCUUCAUCAUUGCUACCAUCCUGAGGAUCCCUUCAGCUGAGGGGAGGAAAAAGGCUUUCUCCACCUGCUCUGCCCACCUCACUGUGGUGGUCAUCUUCUAUGGGACCAUUCUUUUCAUGUACGCAAAGCCCAAAUCCAAGGACCCCCUGGGGGCAGAUAAGCAGGACCUUUCAGACAAGCUUAUAUCCCUCUUCUAUGGAGUGCUGACUCCCAUGCUCAACCCCAUCAUCUACAGUCUCAGAAACAAGCAUGUGAAGGUCGCUGUGAAGACUCUGGUGAGUCAGAAAUGCUUUGCCUAGUGACAGUAGGGGCCAGCAGCAUACCUUGUGGCUCUGUGCACACAGAUCUCUUAGGAAAUGACUGCUUCAUAAGCAUAGAUUUGUUCGAUGGUCCUACACACCAGUCUCAUCACAAAACUGCCCAAACAAUGCACAUCAGGAUGGGACUUUCCUGAGUGAUUGACAAUGAACAUCAAAUCUUUGGAAUGAAGAGGGGAGAGGACUGUGCUACAUCACCUAGAAACAAGGAUAAGUGACUCUUAUAUUUUAUUUUUGUUAUGAAAAAAAUAAAUAAAAAUGGAAAACUUUGUAAGAAAAACAUACUUUCCUUGUUCAUGUGCUGACCAGCUGCAAUUU